AUUGAACUCGAGUUGGAAGAGGCGAGUCCGGUCUCAAAAUGGAGGUAAAACCGCCGCCCGGUCGCCCCCAGCCCGACUCCGGCCGUCGCCGCCGCCGCCGGGGGGAGGAGGGCCAUGAUCCAAAGGAACCCGAGCAGUUGAGAAAACUGUUUAUUGGUGGUUUGAGCUUUGAAACUACGGAUGAUAGUUUAAGAGAACAUUUUGAAAAAUGGGGCACACUUACAGAUUGUGUGGUAAUGAGAGACCCCCAAACAAAACGUUCCAGGGGUUUUGGUUUUGUGACUUACUCUUGUGUUGAAGAGGUGGAUGCAGCAAUGUGUGCCCGACCACACAAGGUUGAUGGGCGUGUAGUGGAACCAAAGAGAGCUGUUUCUAGAGAGGAUUCUGUAAAGCCUGGUGCCCAUCUAACAGUGAAGAAAAUUUUUGUUGGUGGUAUUAAAGAAGAUACAGAAGAAUAUAAUUUGAGAGACUACUUUGAAAAGUAUGGCAAAAUUGAAACCAUAGAAGUUAUGGAAGACCGGCAGAGUGGAAAAAAGAGAGGAUUUGCUUUUGUAACUUUCGAUGAUCAUGAUACAGUUGAUAAAAUUGUUGUUCAGAAAUACCACACUAUUAAUGGGCAUAAUUGUGAAGUGAAAAAGGCCCUUUCUAAACAAGAGAUGCAGUCUGCUGGAUCGCAAAGAGGUCGUGGAGGUGGAUCUGGCAACUUCAUGGGUCGUGGAGGAAACUUUGGAGGUGGUGGUAAUUUUGGCCGUGGUGGAAACUUUGGGGGAAGAGGAGGCUAUGGUGGUGGAGGUGGUGGCAGCAGAGGUAGUUAUGGAGGAGGUGAUGGUGGAUAUAAUGGAUUUGGAGGUGAUGGUGGCAACUAUGGUGGUGGUCCUGGUUAUAGUAGUAGAGGAGGCUAUGGUGGUGGUGGACCAGGAUAUGGAAACCAAGGAGGCGGAUAUGGUGGUGGUGGUGGAGGAUACGAUGGUUACAAUGAAGGAGGAAAUUUUGGAGGUGGUAACUAUGGUGGUGGUGGGAACUAUAAUGAUUUUGGAAAUUAUAGUGGACAACAGCAAUCAAAUUAUGGACCCAUGAAAGGGGGCAGUUUUGGUGGAAGAAGCUCGGGCAGUCCCUAUGGUGGUGGUUAUGGAUCUGGUGGUGGAAGUGGUGGAUAUGGUAGCAGAAGGUUCUAAAAAAAUUUCAGAAGAAAAGGGCUACAGUUCUUAGCAGGAGAGAGAGCGAGGAGUUGUCAGGAAAGCUGCAGGUUACUUUGAGACAGUCGUCCCAAAUGCAUUAGAGGAACUGUAAAAAUCUGCCACAGGAGGAACGAUGAUCCAUAGUCAGAAAAGUUACUGCAGCUUAAACAGGAAACCCUUCUUGUUCAGGACUGUCAUAGCCACAGUUUGCAAAAAGUGCAGCUAUUGAUUAAUGCAAUGUAGUGUCAAUUAGAUGUACAUUCCUGAGGUCUUUUAUCUGUUGUAGCUUUGUCUUUUUCUUUUUCUUUUCAUUACAUCAGGUAUAUUGCCCUGUAAAUUGUGGUAGUGGUACCAGGAAUAAAAAAUUAAGGAAUUUUUAACUUUUCAA
Molecule: messenger RNA, 1566 nt
Organism: Canis lupus familiaris (dog)
Lineage: Eukaryota; Metazoa; Chordata; Mammalia; Carnivora; Canidae
Product: heterogeneous nuclear ribonucleoprotein A3
Exons: 1
Coding region: 39-1175 (378 amino acids)
Molecular function (GO): RNA binding
Source: RefSeq, a predicted model, not a curated record